Messenger RNA from Harmonia axyridis, 1506 nucleotides. RefSeq lists its product as uncharacterized. The record is from RefSeq and is a predicted model, not a curated record. The transcript has 6 exons. Lineage: Eukaryota; Metazoa; Arthropoda; Insecta; Coleoptera; Coccinellidae. Bases 201 to 1142 code for a protein of 313 amino acids.
UUUAUGCCGCCUUUUUCAGUUUGUGGAUUAACGUAACUUAUAAUUGGUAGUUUUAUAAACAAAACUAUAUCAAUUUUAUACAUCGUUGAAGCCAAUAUUUAUUAUUAACUUGAGUCUCACCUUGUUAUUAACUCGUUAACCACUAACUUGUGAUCAAAAAGCGAUUAUUAUUAUUGCUCUCCAUUUGACUUGUGUGAAUCAUGAAUCAACAAAGUGAUAAUCUGAUUUGUAACGUCUGCCAGAAGAGCUAUUCCAGCGUCUCGGCUAAAAAUAGGCAUUUGAGAACUGUUCAUCAUGAAGCUGUCGAGGAAAAACCAAAAAACACUGUACAUCUACAGUGUCCCAUUUGCAAUGAGCAGGAAAAACCUUCUUUCGGAUCCCAUGACCUCCUUAUAAGCCAUUUAGAAAACAAUCAUUCCUUAAGUAUUAAAACAUCUUUUUAUAAGUUUAGGACUAUGGAAGAAUUUGAGACCUGGCGAGCACUUAUUAGCAGAAGUGUGGAUUAUGUUGUGAAUUCAACCCAUAUUACUCAAAGUACCAAUACCAAACGGAUUUAUUAUAAUUGCAAUCGAAGCAACUACAGAGGUUUUGUGAGUCAAUGCAGCCAACGUAGUAUGAAGAAAGGAGGCAGCAUAAGAAUAUCGGGUAUGUGUCCAUCAAGAAUUUGUUUGAAAAUUUGUGGAUCAGAAAUAACUGUUAAAUUCAUUGAAACUCAUGUUGGCCAUGGAGAUGAUCUACGUGCUAAGCACCUAACACAAAGUGAGCAACAAGAAAUUGCAAAAAAAUUGAAUGCUGGAGUUACUAAAGAAAGAAUCUUACAAGAUUCAAGAGCUAUAAGUGAUCAUCAAAUUGAGAGAAAAAAUUUACUUAACUGUGGAGAUCUUGCCUACAUUAUCAAAAAAUUUAAUAUAGAUAAUAUAGAAAAUGAAGAAAGACAAAAUCCCAAUGUUUCAACCGAUCAUAGUAGAAAACAAGGGAUUACAAAAGAACGAGCACAUAUGUUAGUGAAUAUGUUAAAUGAUGAUAAUUUGGAUAAGUUCAUCAGAAUAAUGGAGAAGUUAGUUAGUGAACAGACUGAAGGUGCAUCAACCAGUAAAAAGAGGAAAAUUGAUAAGCAAUCAUAUUAUCCCAGCAAGAAGUAGUGGUGUGGAUACAUACAAAGGGUAACCAGCUGUAUCUUGACCAAUACUUUUGAAAAUCAUUUUGAUAUGCCAGCCCAGAGAUUGACAAAGACCAUCUAAUAGAGGCUAUGAGGAAUCAAAAUAUAAUUUUAUUUAAACCAGUAAAACGAUAAAGGAAGAAUAAAUUUCAAAUAUGUAAUGUAUGAAGUUUUCCAAUUAUUGUGCUUUUUUACUGGAAUGAUUAUUUAAUUUUUAUUCAAAUUUAAUUGUGUAUUUGUGCUCUUUGUAAAUUGGUGGAAACGCCCCAGUGGUGAAGGUUUUCUUUGCUUGGUUCUUUCCUUCACAAGCUCCCUGAACCAUGCAAUCAAAUAAAUAUUAUCAAAAC